ACUACACCAACCUCUGUGGCUUGUUCAAAGUACGAUACUAUACUCAUAUUGUUAUAUCUUUGAACAAAUAAAAUAAAACGAAAAAAUGAUGCUGCAUCAGGAUGCGAUCCUGCCCGAAAUUCUUACCCCGCGCGCACCCUAACCAACAAGCCACGCACAUGCUCGAGUCAAGCUCAAGGCAUAUCUAGUUCGGACACAUCCUGACCUUUCCCCUUAUUUUGUAAGUGUUUUUUUUCGAUUUCUUUUAUCUUUUUACAGAUCUUCAUUAUUACUCGGGUUUUCAUGUUUUCAUUUUUUUACGUUUCUUUUGUAUAUAUUACAGGUUUAAUAUGCAAUAUUUUUUGCAAACAUACACUGAACAUUAUUGUAUAAAUACACAAUGUACAUUUUUUAGGAUCACAAUUAACAUUAUUGUAUAAUAUAUGAUGAACAAUUUUAUUAAAUACAUUGAACAUUUUUUAAAUAUAUAAUUAACUUUCUAAAAUAUAUAAACUCUAUAUUUCUGUUUUGGAUUUCUUUUAUCCUUUUUCAGAUCUUCAUUAUUCUUCGGGUUUUCAUUUUUUUUCAAUUGCUUUUUAUAUAGGUUUAGUGUGCAACAUUUUUUGGUAAAUACACACUGAGCAUUGUUGUAUAAAUACACAAUGAAAUAUAUUGUUUAAUGUACGAUGAACAAUUUUGGUAUAUAGGAUUUUCUAAAUAUAGGAUGACCUUUUUUAUAAAAAUAUAUAAAUUCAAAUUAUUUAUGUGUUUUUUGUUUCAGAUUUCUUUUAUCCUUUUUCAGAUCUUCGGAUUUUAUUUUUUUUGCAAAAGGGCCCUGCCGCACGUUUAGUAAUGUAAUAAUGUGAAGAUAUUUUAUCUAAAAUGUACAACAAUUUCGAGCCGGUGGCUGUAGACGCGUGCACCUAUUUAAUUAAUUAGUAUUUGCAUUCUUCUAAAAAAAACCUGGCUAUGCAAAUGGUCCUGCAGCCCGUUUAAUGCAGACAUAUAUAAAACAUGCAUGCCCUAACCUAGAUGCGAGUAUCUCUGUGUUGUAGUGGAUAGAGCGCGCUCUCGGUCCGGCUCGGGCUCAGGUUCGAAUCGGGGCGGCCGCAUCAUUUUUGGUUCCGUUUUAUUUGUUUAAAAGCUUUAGUAUCCUCUUUUAACAACAGAUUGAGACUGGUGUAGUGGCUGGGAGGUGCGUCUGUAACGCGGCAGGUCGCCGGUUCGAAUCUCGCCCGCGCGGCAAGAUUUUUACUUUUCCGCAAAGGGCAUGUGCGUGAUUAAUAGUAGUGCAAGGGGCUUUCCUGCAAAAAACACGAGUGGGCCCCGCGAAGCGGUAGUUUUUUGUCACGAAAUUAGCACUAAUCUGAAGUUUUUGGUCAUUUUUCAAAAUCUGGUAGUUCUGUAGAACGAAUACGUGUAAUGCGAUAGUUUUUUGUCAAUUACUCAGAAAUCAAGGGCUUGUUAGUUUUGUUAUAGUUCCCGCGUUUUCCAGUCCGAUCUGUAGGUGGAAAGUUUGAAGGAUCUCCAAUCCGAGUAGGUCAGGAGUCCCCCUCCUCCUCCUCGUCUAUAUUAGGAAGAUCUCCACGCCGGAACCCUACCGCACUCUUCCAUCGAUCGAAACCUAGACUAGACGUGGAGCAGACAGAGCAGGGAUGGAAGCCUACAAGUGUAUCCUCUUUUAACAACAGAAUGAGACUGGUGUAGUGGCUGGGAGGUGCGUCUGUAACGCGGCAGGUCGCCGGUUCGAAUCUCGCCCGCGCGGCAAGAUUUUUACUUUUCCGCAAAGGGCAUGUGCGUGAUUAAUAGUAGUGCAAGGGGCUUUCCUGCAAAAAACACGAGUGGGCCCCGCCCGUCAUAAACACGUCUAAACCGGCCAUUUUCCAGAAGCGGUAGUUUUUUGUCACGAAAUUAGCACUAAUCUGAAGUUUUUGGUCAUUUUUCAAAAUCUGGUAGUUCUGUAGAACGAAUACGUGUAAUGCGAUAGUUUUUUGUCAAUUACUCAGAAAUCAAGGGCUUGUUAGUUUUGUUAUAGUUCCCGCGUUUUCCAGUCCGAUCUGUAGGUGGAAAGUUUGAAGGAUCUCCAAUCCGAGUAGGUCAGGAGUCCCCCUCCUCCUCCUCGUCUAUAUUAGGAAGAUCUCCACGCCGGAACCCUACCGCACUCUUCCAUCGAUCGAAACCUAGACUAGACGUGGAGCAGACAGAGCAGGGAUGGAAGCCUACAAGUUCGGCUUCGGCCUCGGCAUGCCGCCGGCGUUCAAGUUCGACCCCACCGACGGCGACAUCGUCGCCUACUACCUCCUCCCGCGCGCGCUCGGCCUCCCCACCCCGCACGCGCACGCCAUCAUCGAAGAAGACCCCGGGAGCGCCCCGCCGUGGGAGCUCCUCCGGAGGCACGGCGGCGACGGCGGGAUCGAGCACGCCUUCUUCUUCGGCCCCCCCACGGACGGCGGCCGCAGGAGGCGCACCGUCAAGGGCGGCGGCGUGCGGCAGGGGCAGAAGUUGAACGAGGGCACCGUCACCAUGCUCGGCCCCGGCGGCGCCGAGUUGGACAUCGCCUACAAGCGGUACGACCUCACCUUCAAGCUCAAGGCCGGCCGCGGUAGCGUCAGCACGGGGUAUGUCAUGCACGAGUACGAGAUCACAUCGCCGCCGCUCCCCGGCAAGGUGCUCACCCGCGUCAACAUCAGCAGUAACGCCAAGAAGGAAAAGGCACCGGGCGCGGCCACCGCCGGCGCCGACCAGCAGGUUAUGGUCCCGGACCCUGAGCUGCCGGGCACGAGCUACUACGACCACGAUGCCGCCGCGAUGGCGAGCAUCGGCGAGGGACUCGGUGACUCGCAAGCUGGUGCUCUGUAUGGCGGCAACGGCGGGGACACGGCAGAUGCCGACUCCUGCUAUACGCCUCUCAACUGUGUCCUCCCGGAUGGCGCCUACAUCGACUACGGCCUCUCGUACACCAACCAGCUUGCCGCGGCGACGACGAGUCACAGCCAGGGAUUCAUCGGCGCUCAAGCUGAUUCCUUCUACGGCUGCGGCAUGGCGGGGACGAACGGCGCCUACUACGACCCCUCACCGUUCGUCCCGGUUGCUAGCCAAGAGGUUGCCCCAUGGCCUAAUAAUCAGCUGGGCCAGAUCCACAGCCACAACCAAUACUACGCCGGAGAUUCCUCCCUGAUGUGCUCCGGCGGCGAGCAACAAGCCGGUGGCGCUCUGUGUGGCUACAACGAUGACGGGGGUGCCAUGAAAACCGUGAGCGCCCACUCGACUGUUUUGCCCUGCAAUGGCGGGGAGGAGAACCGGGACGAGAUCUACGACUACGAAGCCUCUCGGCGACAACGACGGCGACUUCAAUGA
Messenger RNA from Aegilops tauschii subsp. strangulata, 3336 nucleotides. NCBI's taxonomy places the organism in Eukaryota, Viridiplantae, Streptophyta, Magnoliopsida, Poales, Poaceae. The record is from RefSeq and is a predicted model, not a curated record.